GAACACGCCUGUGACGACAGUUUUAACUUUCCUAUGCUCCCAUCUUACAGCACAAGCCUUUCUGCAUGAGCGGUGCUUAACCGGCAAGUUCCCGAGUUUGUGCUAAGUCAAGGUUACGCGCCGACAACGGACUGACGGGUAAACAUAACUAGCGACUAGCGUGCUGCAGUGCACUGCUGCCUGCUGCGUAUCCACAUCCAAGGACCAUCCACGCAUAGAGAAUCUUUGGACGGCACGCAUGUAAUAUGCUGGGGGUACUUAUUUUGAAACCCAGUGCGCAGUAAGAAAUGGGCAAUUUAACCGUUGUGUGAGUGUCACCUAAGUGUGCUGUCAUCCCUGCAUGCGUCGAAGGUAGUGCCAGCGGCGGCCGCUAGGGGCGCUGCGGCAGCCAGCAGGCGUCAGCCUGUCCCGUUGCGCACAGAUCAGUUGGCGCUCGGCGGCGCUUAGUUGAGGUUAUUGGUGCGAGGUGUGGUGUGGUGCCGUUACCGAAACAGGCAGCGCCAUGAGCUUCACCAUGACAUUACCGACAGCUUUGGUCAUCGCCAUGGCGACGCUCGGCUGUGCGCCCAGUGCUGGUGGCACGACCAACCUCACGGGAUACUUCGACUCCCUCUCCUUCAGCGAGGCCAAAACGUCCAACAACUAUAAUUCCUCAUCCAGCUUCAACCCUCUCGGAAUGGGUCAUCUUUACUACGUCACUAAUUAUUUCAUUGACCUGGUCGUCAAGAAAGAUUUACUACCGGAAGGUUCAAAGAAGCAUAUUGAGUCAUUGCUCCGAAGUGCAGUAGGCCCACCUCGUGCAAACGCAAUUAUUCGUUUUGACAGCAGAUACAUAGAAGAGGACCAGUUUUAUCUUGAUUGGGCACAUCUGCAGCCAUUGUUGAGCUUCCAUACUGGCACAUUAGCAGUGGUUAGUGUGGGUUUGCUGUUUGCUCUGGUGAUGCCCUUAGCUGGACUCAUCCUCUGUUGCUGCCGAUGUUGCCGUUCUUCACGACGCCCCCGAACUGAAAAGCACAGAGAUGGAUGCCGGCGUUUAUUAUAUGGUACAUUAUUGGCAGCUGUUGCAACAAUAAUAUUGUUCGGUGUUGUCUGUGCAUUUGUUACAAAUGCGUACAUGGAAAAUGGAAUUAAAGCUUUGCCCAGGAAGUUAAAUACUGCAUUGGAUGACUCUCAGCUGUAUUUCACAAAUACAAAACUGGAAGUCAGCACUUUGUUGGUAACAAAUUAUGAAGAGCUUCAGGAAACAGUCAGCAAAGCUUUGAGUUCCUGUGGAAAGUUACUGGCAAGUGAGCUUGCAGAAGAAUCCCAGGCUGUGGUUUUAUCUAAUCUCACUCUGUUGGUGGCUGAUCUCCCAGUUGUUCAAGCGGAACUUAAGAAAACUCAAGAACUUACAAAGUCAUUACAGAGCAGUGCAGUUCAACUCCAGCGUGAAUUAUCAGAAAUUCGAGCAGAUUUGGAGGAAAUGCUGAGAAACUGUAGUACCAAGCCUGCCUGUCAAAAUGCUAUCACAAGUCAGAAUAUACAAAAUCUUAAUACUACAGCAGAUUUUACGAAUCUACUUGACAGAUACUUUCCAAAGCUACCUAACAUGAAUGAGAGCCUGGAUGCUGUCGAAGAAUUAUUAGCAGACGGUAUUAUAGAAAAUGUAAAAAAAGGAGCAAACUCCUUUGAACAAAUGAUGAAAGAUAUAAAUGAAUCUGUGAAUAAAAGUAAACCGGAUAUAGAAAACACCAUGAGAGAUGCAGGUGUUGCUAUUCAGGAUAAAGCUGACAAAAUUUCAAAAAUGGUUGAGAAACUUAAUGAUGAGAUUAAUGAUAGUGUAAGAAAACCUAUUACCAAUAAUUUGCAAAAGGGAAUUGAUGAUUACAGCCGAUACAGAUACUACAUUGACAUAUCUGUGAGUUCAGUGGUACUUGUAGUAUUGCUGUGUAUGACACUGGGACUUUUUUAUGGUUUUUGUGGCAAACGACCUGACGCCAUGUUCAAUGAAGACUGUUGUAACAAAGGCACUGGUGCAAGUUUCUUAAAACUAGCUGUGUGGGUUAUGUUCCUGUUCUCAACAGUUUUAAUGCUGGUAACUUUAGCACACUUUGUGGUUGGAGUAGUACUCCAGCGAGCAGGUUGUGAUACACUGCAAAAUCCUGAGGACAGCCAAGUAUUUGCACUGAUUGAUAAGCAUGUGGAUGUCGCUAGUAUAUUUCCAUCCAAUUCUAGUAACAUUACCCUAAGCUCUAUCGUAAUGUCAUGUCAUAUGAAUGAGAGUUUGUUUGGAGUACUUAGAGUAUUGGAUGCUGUAAAUAUAGCAGAGAUUAAGAAUUUUUCAGAGAAGUUCAGGAUUGAGGAAAAAAUCCGUGCCUUGGAGGACAGCAUAAAAAUUGGUGAUGAUGUAAAUUUUGUUAUACUGGAUGUAGAUACCAGAAAAGAUCUUGAGACUUUAAAAAACUCUCCACUAAAUUAUAUUAAUUUCACAGCAUUUUCUUCUGUGCUGGGCGCCCAGAUUGUUGCAGCAAAUGUUACGAAAUUGGCAAAGACACUGAAUGACACUGCAGAUGAUCUCUCAAGGAACCCUGGCAGUGAUAUAAAAAAAAUUCAGGAUUCACUGAGGAAACAUUCUGCCCAACUUGUGAUGCUCCAGACAACAACUAUAGAUCCAAUGACUGCCCAAGUAAAUUCUCUCAUUGCCACAACUACUUCACUUCAGGAACACCUUAAAUUUAAUCAUAAUUCGUUAUCUGAUGCCAUUGAUUCUCUUCUUAAAGAAAUUGAUGAAGCACAGAUAUAUCUGCAAACUAAUGCAACACAGAAGAUUCAAGAGCUAACGGAAAGUUUGAUAAAUGAAUUUGUGACUUAUAUUAAGAGCUAUGAGACGCAUGUUGUGCAGUUCACUGUCAAUGAUCUUGGACGAUGUGGGCCAGUAAGCAAGGCCUAUAAUGCAACAGUAGUGGCGACAUGUGAUGAAAUCCUUAAACCAUUUAAUGGGUUCUGGGCAAGCAUUGGAUGGUGCCUACUGCUGUUCAUUCCAGCCAUUGUAAUCAGUUUGAAGCUGACUGGUCUAUAUCAUAAGUUGGAUCCAUAUCAAGGACCUCUUGCAGAAUCUGAGUACUUAUACGAUGCAUAUGCUGAUCGGGAUAAUAUUCCACUCGCCAAUGGCCCUGAUAAAAAGAACCAUCAUCGCCGCUAUAAUGAAACAUACGAUAAUUCAAGUGGUUACAUGGGUGACUACAAUACGCAUCUAGGACGUGGUGAUCGAAGCAGAGAUCGUACAUCAGCAGGAUACAGCCCUGAAGAUCUCAGAUUUACAGAUAUGGCCCCAAAACACUGGGACUUCUCUAACGGGGGUGUGCCUCGCUACCACAGUCCUCCUCUGUCUACUGAGUAUGAGCGUCCUCCUCCAUAUUACUACCCUGGCCCAGGUGACAGCAGCAGAAGAUAAGCUGUACACACAAGAGAAAAACAUUUUUAAUUCCUGUGAUUGUUUCAUCCUCUGUAGCUCAAGUAGCUCCAGCUUUGUGGGCAGAGUGAGCACAAUAAAGUCCAUGUAUCAUUACUGUAUUUUCAGAAGUUUUUAAUAUCUUAUUGUUGCAUUCAAAACUGUGAUUCUGCAGGACAUGCAUUGCAUUAUUUUUAAAACAUAAACAAAGUGAUAUGUACAAAUUUGCCUCAGAGUAGCUGAUAAAUAGGAUUAGUUAAAUAAAUGUUCUGAACUCUGAAAUGAAAUGUUAAACGUAUGUUAUAUUUUAAUGCAUUGAGUGUUAAUUUUCUUUUUAUGUAUUUGAGGAAACCUGCUGAUGGUGUAUUUGCAGAAAAUGAGUGUCUAUGAAGUAAAAUGGAGUAGCUGGAGAAAAAAAUAACUUGUCAACAAAGCACCAAUAAUCUUUACUGAACUUUUCAAGUGCUAUAAUGUUAAAUUGUUUGACAACCUUUGAAAUGUUCACAUUUUCAUGGCUAAUAAAUUCUGCUGAAGAAAUAAUUUUCAGAGUUCUGGCAUGAAAACAAAAGAGAAGUAGUCAUAGACAGAACAUGCCACAUAAAUAAAACAUUCCUUUUGAAUAGAUAAUAGUAUUCAUUUCCAUAGUCAUUACCCAUGAAACAUAAACAGGGGAUUUUCAACUGAAAUAGGAAAUUUAUACUAAUUUACCAUGCCAGCAAAUUAUCAGUAUUAUCAUUUUAUUUUGACCCACUUGUUAGUAACAAACCUCUAAACAACAGAAAUUAUUGUGCAUUUAAAACUUAAGUCUUUGCCACUCAUGUGAGGUACAUACAAUUUUGUAUGACUGUUAGGUUCAUUUCAUCACAUUUUUAAGUUGUAAAGCUUUUGACUAUUAAUAUUCACUUAAGUGCAAAAUAAAUGUAUUAAUAUAGCCAUAGUCCACUGAAACAGCCAUUUUAUUUUCAAUCUAUUUGAAUUCAAUUGCUCAUAAAUUUGUAAUUUAUUUGUUGUAACUGAGAUCCAUUUGUAUAUGUGGACCUUACAAGAGGUGUUGUUGGAAUACGUAUUGUAUUAAAGACUGAUGACUGGAAUGGGCAUUUGAGUUUGCAUCUUUUAUGAAGUAAUUAUUAAUCUUUGUGUUCCUUACUGCUUGCAGUAAAUUGUGAUGAAAUUCAUAUUGUACUUUCAUAAUAGUAAAGUCAUUAUGUGUUGCUAUUUAUGUUAGACAUACAAGCCAUAUAUCUGUGUGCACAAAGAGGAUAGUGACAAUAUAUAUUUUACCCUUGUACACAAUGUGCCAUUGAUACUGAAUAAACAUUUAUAGUUUUUUAAGACUAGUUAUUAAUGAUAUAGAAUAGGUUUUGUUUGUAUUUGUUGUUUCAUUAGCAUUUUAAUGUUUUUGUUGAAAGCUGCUGACAUAGUCAAACAGUUCUUGAUGAAGUAUCUGCUAUUUUUUCAAAAACUGAAACAGUGAAAUAUAACUGUUUGUAGUCUUCAUUAUUCAGUUAAGAUUGUUGGUGAAGACCCGUUAUUUCAGUAUUUUAAUAUUCCUCUGUGAGUAGUUUGAUAUUGCAUCACAUUAAAUUCCGUUUUUAUUAAUAGAUGCAUGUCACAUGCAAGUGCAAACCAAAAAAGAAAUUUGU
Molecule: messenger RNA, 5073 nt
Organism: Schistocerca nitens (vagrant locust)
Lineage: Eukaryota; Metazoa; Arthropoda; Insecta; Orthoptera; Acrididae
Product: prominin-like protein
Exons: 23
Coding region: 503-3433 (976 amino acids)
Cellular component (GO): membrane
Source: RefSeq, a predicted model, not a curated record